Messenger RNA from Caenorhabditis angaria, 6178 nucleotides. The record is from the annotation of a GenBank genome assembly. NCBI's taxonomy places the organism in Eukaryota, Metazoa, Nematoda, Chromadorea, Rhabditida, Rhabditidae.
AUGGAACAGGAAGCUCCGCCGCAGGCCCAGGUAUGUUUAAGCCACGCCCCUAUUUUCAGCAAAUGCCAAGCCACGCCCCCUUUUCCAGGAGCCCCAACAACAACUUGGAUGGCGAAAUUUGCUCUCGGCUUUCGUCAAGCAAAUGCUCUUCUUCUAUUUCGUCUCCUCAACCCUGCGCACCUUUUUCCCGGGAAAUUCGACGACUGAAAAUGGAACCGGAGGUGGAAAUUUGGCGCAAGCCGCAAAUUUCUACCAAAAUGGACAAUUUUUCGAUGUUUGGAUGUUUUUGGAUGAAAAGGUUGUGGAUUUUGGAGCAUUUUGAGCUCCGACACGCCUAUUUUUGCAAUUUUGCGGCAUGGUUUUUUCGGGGAGAAAUAAGUGUGCCGCAAAAUUGCUUCUAAUAGUGAAAAACCUGCCUGAACCUUGAAAUUUCAGCAAAAUUUGGAUGAAAAUCGAAAAAUUGCUGAAAUUUCCGGGUUCUCGCGCAGGCAAAUCUAUCGCCAAUUUUUUUUUUGCAAUUUUGCGGCUUGUUUUUUUUUGUGGAGAAAAAGAUGUGCCUCAAAAUUGCUUCUUAUAGUGAAAAAUUCCAAAAUUAAUCCGAGAAUCAACAAAUAUUUGAAAAAUUGCCUGAACCUUGAAAUUUCAGCAAAAUUUGGAUUUUUCUUUCUGAAAAUCGAAAAAUUGCUGAAAUUUCAGAGUUCUCGCGCAGAGAAAUCUAUCGCCAAUUUUUGAAUUGGAAAAUGGACCUAAAAUUGGCCCAGGAAGCCUGAAAAUGGCCUAGAAAACAGAUUUUUCAAGUCAUAAGCUUGAAAUUAGUCUAGAAGUUCAAAAAUUACCCAAAAAAUCAAUUAACAUCUGAAAAUCUGCCUGAACCUUGAAAUUUCUGCAAUUUUCGUCAGAAUUUCAGUCAAAACUUGGAUUUUUGACUGAAAAUCGAAAAAUUGCUGAAAUUUCCGGGUUCUCGCGCAGGCAAAUCUAUCGCCGAUUUUUUUUUUGACAAAAAAUGGCUGAAAAAUUGAUUUUCGAAGUUUCUAGACCUGAAGUUCAUGAAAAAUUCCAUUUUUCAAUCUGAAAAUAGUCUAGAACUCGAUUUUUCAAGUUUCUAGAUCUAAAAUUAAUGAAAAAUCUGCAAAUUUUCCAGCCCACCCCAUUCACCGAUUUUUCGAACCCCGAAAAACUGUUCGCCUCUCAAUUCUCCAUCGAAUACGGCAACUGGGAAACCGGCGCCACCAAAGAUGCCACGUGGAUUUUCGCCAAAACCCUCCCAACACCCGCAAGUCUCCACGCAAAUCAAUCGAUAUUCCUGCACGUUUUCAUAGUGCGAAGCGGUCAAAACCUAGCUACAGUACUCCCGGACGAUUUGAUCUACGCGAAUUAUCGAUUGAACAAGUUCAAGAAGCGACACUUUAAAAAGACGGUGAAUUUGUUGACGGGAGAGAGUGCGGAAACCGUGGAGACGCAGAGAAAACUGGAGCAAGGAGUGGAUUUUGAGGUGUUGAAUCAUUGGCAUCCGAAUAUUUCGGUGAAUUUGGUGUACGAUCAAUCGAUGUGGGCAAAAGGUGGGAGAAAAUGGGCGGAGCUUGAAAUUUGGAGCAUUUUGAUAUCAAAAAGUGUGCCAGACUUGCAGAAAUGGGCGGAGCUUGAAAUUUGGAGCAUUUUGAUAUAAAAAAGUGUGCCAGAUUUGCGAAAAUGGGCGGGACUUGAGAUUUGGAGCAUUUUGAUACCAAAAAGUGUGCCAGAUUUGCGAAAAGGGGCGGAGCUUGAAAUUUGGAGCAUUUUGAUAUCAAAAAGUGUGCCAGACUUGCAGAAAUGGGCGGGGCUUAAAGAAUUUCAAGAAAAAACGUGUCAGGCUAAAAAUGAUGGUAAAAAUGGGCGUGGCUCAUAAAUUAUCGAUUUUUCCAGGCUCGCUACCCUCUCCAAUGGACGAAGAUCUGAAAUUCAACAGAAUAGCUACCGUAUACCGACCGCCCAUGAUUUUCAACAAUUAUUGGAAUCUGGGCGCCGAAUAUUUUCCCAUCAAUUCUACAGUACCCCAAAUCAACCUAACUGUCACAUUCUAUCCGCUGAGUUUGAUGAAAUAUCAAAUGUAUUCUAGUCAGAGGGUGAGAUUUUGACUGAAAAUCUGAAAUUUUCAGCCGAAAAAUGUCUGGAAAAAAAAUUUCAGGUCCAACAAAAAUGGAAAGCCUAUUUGCCCAAAGAUGUCGAAGAGGAAGACGAUGAUAGUCAGGAUUCGAUUAAACAAGCACUUUUGGACACGAAUCCGGUGCUUUUGGGUAAGCCUAAGAUCUAGGCCUAGUUUGGCCUGAAAAUAUAAAAAAUUUGAACCUAAACCUGCCUGAACCUUGAAAUUUCAGCAAUUUUUGUAUGAAUUUCAGUCAGAACGUGGAUUUUUGACUGAAAAUCGAAAAAUUUCUGAAAUUUUUAGGUUCUCGCGCAGGGAAAUCUAUCGCCAAUUUUUUUUUUGGAAAAUAUGCCUGAAAUUGGUCUAGGGAGCCUGAAAAUGGCCGAGAAGCCCAGAAAAUAAUCUGGAAAACAGAUUUUUCUGGUUUAUAAGCUUGAAAUUGGUCUAGAAGUUCAAAAAUUAUCCAAAAUUCAAUAAAUAUCCGAAAGCCUGCCUGAACCUUGAAAUUUCAUAAAUUUUCAUAUAAUUUUCAAUCAAAACUUGGAUUUUUGACUGAAAAUCGAGAAAUUGCUGAAAUUUCCAGGUUCUCGCGCAGGGAAAUCUAUCGUCAAUUUUUUUUUUGAAAAAUUUGGUUUAAAAAUUCUCUUUUUAAGUUCCUGAAAUUUAAAAUUGAUGAAAAUUCUCAAAUUUUGAUAUAGAAGUUCAAAAAUUACCCAAGAAUCAAUAAAUAUUUGAAAUCCUGCCUGAACCUUGAAAUUUCAUCAAUUUUCAAUCAAAACGUGAAUUUUUGACUGAAAAUCAUAAAAUUGGUGAAAUUUCCGGGUUCUCGCGCAGGGAAAUCUAUCGCCAAUUUUUUUUUGCAAAAAAAAAAUCCAUAAAAUCGAUUUUUGAAGUUUCUAGGGCUAAAGUUUGUCAAAAAUUGUGAUUUUUUUGUUCAAAAAUGACUUGAAGUCGAUUUUUCAAGUUCCUGGGCUUAAAAUUGAUGAAAAUCCUGAAAUGUUGGUCUGGAAAGACUAUUUUCAAGCUCGAAAGCCUGAAAUUAAUGAAAAACCCCGAUUUUUUAUCUAAAUAUCGAUUUUAUUAGUUCCUGAAAUAAAAAUUGAUGAACAUUUUCAAAUUUUGAUAUAGAAAACCUAUUUUCAAGGUUCUGAGCAUAAAUUUAAUGAGAAAUCUCAAUUUCUGGAGCAGAAAUUAAUUUUUCAAAGUUCUUACAAGGGAACCUUUUUUACUCAACACUUCAAAUCAUGAUGAAAUAUGGUUUAUGGACAGCUUUUGGGGCCAUAAGAACACCCUAAAAAUUUUAGUCUCCCAAUGGACCUCUGAGCCAAGUUCUGGGCUCUCAAAAACUCAAAAAAGGCCUAAAAAUGGUCAUAAAAGUCUUCAUAGCUCCAUUUCAAAAUUUUUUUCGGUGGAAAUGAAGUUUCAGAUAUUGAUCAGCAUAGUCGAUUUACUAAAAGUACAUCAAUAAAAAACUUUAUUUAGAAAAAUUUUGAAGUUUUUUAUUUUUGGGCUGAAAAUUCAUAUGUGCCCCUGCUCAUUCUUUUUUUCAAAAUCAGAAAUUUUUCUGAAAAUUCGAUUUAUUUAUGCUUUUUGGGUAAAUCGACCACGCUGAUCAUCAUCUGCUACUCAGUUUUUGAUAAAAUUGAUCGAGAAUUGAGUUAUGAUGUGUUUUAUGAGCCAAAUUUGUGAAUUUUCGAACUUUUGAGAGCCCAGAACUUUGCUCAGAGGUCCAUUGGGAGACUAAAAUUUUUAGGGCGUUCUUAUGGUCCCAAAAGCUGUCUCUGGACAAAAUUUCAUCAAGAUUUGAAGUGUUGAGUAAAAAAGGUUUCCUUGUUAGCUUUCAUUUUAUCAAAAACCCCAAUUUUUGGUCCAAAUAUCGAUUUUUUAAGUUCUUGCUACUAAAAUUAAUGAAAAUCCUUAAAUUUUGAGCUAGUAAGCCCAUUUUUAAGUUUCCUAACCUAAAAUUCAUCAAAAUGCUCAUUCUAGACCAAAAAAGCUCAAUUUUCAGCUUUCUUCCAGCCAAAAAAUCCCCAAAUUUUCAUUGCAGCCAUCACAUUUACCGUCUCAAUUCUCCACUCGAUUUUCGAAUUUCUCGCCUUCAAAAAUGACAUUCAAUUCUGGAAGGAGCGCAAAAAUUUGGCCGGAUUAUCAGUCAGAAGUGUUCUAUUCAACAUUUUCCAAUCGCUUAUCGUAUUUUUGUAUAUUUGUGAUAAUGAGACGAAUUAUGUGGUGAAAAUCAGUGUUGGUGUUGGAUUAUUGAUUGAAUGCUGGAAAAUUCCGAAAGUUUUGGAUAUUAAGGUACAUUUUGAUACCAAAUAUGGUUAUUUUUGACGAAAAAAAGUGUGCCAGCCUUGCAGAAAUGGGCGGAGCUUAGUUUUCUAAGCAUUUUGAUACCGAAUUCGCCUAUUUUUGAAAAAAAAACUGUGCCAGGCUUGCAGAAGUGGGCGGAGCUUAGUUUUCUCAACAUUUUGAUAUCAAAUAUGCCUAUUUUUGAAAAAAAAGUGUGCCAGGCUUGCAGAAGUGGGCGGAGCUUAGUCUUGAUACCACAUAAGCUCCUUCCCCUUUUCUGCGACCCUGACACGGUUUUUUAUAUUGAAAUUUCAACAAAAAAAGUGUGCCAGACUUGCAAAAAGGGGGCGUGGUCUGUUUUUUUUCAAUAUCCACGUCAUAGAUCAAUUUUCAACCAAAAUUUAUCAGAAAAUCUGCCUGAACCUUGAAAUUUCAGCAAAAACUUGGAUUUUUGACUGAAAAUCGAAAAAUUGCUGAAAUUUUCGGGUUCUCGCGCAGGGAAAUCUAUCGCCGAUUUUUUUUUUGAUUUUCUUGAUGACAAGCGAUGGCUCCUAGACACUUUCAAUGUGUGUCUAGGCACCAGCCCUUGAGAAACCAUUUGACAAGGGAUGGAUCCUAGAAAUCUAGAGUUGUCAAGGGAGGACGCCUAGACACCUUGAGAAACAAUCUGUCAAGCAAACGCGCCUAGACAUCUAAAUUAUGUCUCUAGGCGCCAGCCCUUGAAAAUACAUCUGUCAAGGGAUGGCCCCUAAGCACCCCCUCCCUCAUAAAAACCAAUUUUCAGCUAGACCACACGUCAAAAAUCCUCGGAAUCUUCCCAAAAAUCAAAUUCUCCGACAAAGGAACGUAUAUCGAAUCGGAAACUCGUCAAUUCGACGAAAUGGCUUUCAAAUAUCUCGGAAUGUUCCUUUUCCCAUGCCUUUUAGGCUACGCAAUCUAUUCCCUAAUUUAUUUGGAGCAAAAAGGAUGGUAUUCCUGGUUGCUCAACAUGUUCUAUGGAUAUUUGUUGACUUUCGGAUUCAUCACAAUGACACCGCAGCUCUUCAUUAAUUAUAAGCUGAAAAGUGUGGCGCAUUUACCGUGGCGUAUGUUGACCUAUAAAUUCAUCAACACUUUUAUCGAUGAUUUGUUCGCGUUUGUUAUCAAAAUGCCGUGGUUGUAUCGGAUUGGAUGUUUUCGCGAUGAUAUCAUCUUUUUGGUGAGUUUUUGAGCCGAAAUUCGAGAUUUUUGGGAAAUUCUGAGCAAAAAUUGGGUUUUCCGGGAAAAUUUGACGUAAAAAUGAAGUUUUCUGCUAAAAAUUAACCAAGGCAUGGUUUUGUGGGCGGAGCCUAAUGUUUUAAUUGAAAUUUUUUGGAUUUUUAGCAAAAAUUAACUCAGGGCACGGUUUAAUAGGCGGAGCCUAAUUUUUAGCUGAAAUAUUGCAGUUUUUCACUCAGAAUCCUUGUUUUUUGCUAAAAAUGACCCCAGGCACGGUUUUGUGGGCGGAGCCUAAUUUUUAAUGGAAAAUUUGCAGUUUUUUGACUUAAAAACUAAUUUUCCUGCAAAAAAUCGCCCAGGGCACGGUUUUGUGGGCGGAGCUUCAAAAAUUGAUUUUUCUCAACUUCAAAACUCGAUUUUUUCCAGAUCUACUUGUACCAAAAAUGGAUCUAUCGUGUCGAUUAUUCGCGCACCAACGAAUUUGGCGGAACUGGUGAAAACGCUGAAAAUCCUGCUGAAAUUUUGGCUGAAAAUUCGGAAACCCCGUCUGAAACCAAGAAAAAUCAAUAA